Molecule: messenger RNA, 2151 nt
Organism: Anguilla rostrata (American eel)
Lineage: Eukaryota; Metazoa; Chordata; Actinopteri; Anguilliformes; Anguillidae
Gene: ncf2
Product: neutrophil cytosolic factor 2
Exons: 15
Coding region: 111-1610 (499 amino acids)
Biological process (GO): superoxide anion generation
Molecular function (GO): superoxide-generating NADPH oxidase activator activity; protein binding
Source: RefSeq, a predicted model, not a curated record
GUUGAGGAGGAAGUGAUUGAUAUAAGCAACCAUCUGUCUGCUUUUCUACUCAUAGACUGAACAGAGUGCUGCCAGUACUGAGGACCUAUUAACAUUGUUAAUCUGAGACUAUGUCUUUUGUGAACACCAUCCGACAGUGGGAUGAAGGGGUGGCUUUUGCUGAUACGAGGGACUGGGCAACUGCCCUUAGGGUACUUCUGGAUAUCGAGGAAAUGAAUUCAAAAAUUUAUUUCAACAUUGGUUGCAUUCGCCUAAUCAACAAAGAACUGGAUGAUGCUGAAAAGGCUUUUGACAACAGCAUUUGCAAAGACGAGCACUUGGCUGUUGCCUUCUUUCAGAGAGGAAUAACAUUUUACAAAAAACUGAAGUUUGAGGAAUCUUUAGGUGAUUUCCAGAAGACCUUCACAGAGUUGCGAGGAAACCAGCUAAUUGACUACAAACCUCUCGGUCUGAGGUACAAGCUGUAUGCCUGUGAGGUCUUGCACAAUAUAGCCCUGGCCCAAGCCCAACUGGGAAAGUGGGAGAAAGCCCAGGAGAGUCUGCUAAGUGCACUCAGCCUCAAAACUGAGUCAAAACAUGGCCACAUCGACAAAGCUCUUGAGUCUGUCCUGAAGCAGAAGCUGUUUGAGCCAGUUGAAAUCCGGGCAGGGGUAUUGUUUAGGCCUAAUAAGAACUAUGUGGCUGAACUGGAGAAGAAGGACUACCUGGGCAAGGCUAAGGUGGUUGCCUCUAUCAUUCCUGAGGAUGACUUCUCUGGGUUUGCUCCCCUACAACCCCAGGUGGAAGAAGAAGUUCCUACCAAACAGAAAAUUCCUGAAGUACUGAGGGCACUGGAGGGUGAGCCACACAGUGUACUAUAUGAGUUUAUCGCUGAGACAGCUGAAGAGUUGACAGUGUUGCCUGGAAACAUUGUGUUUGUACUGCAAAAGGGGGCAGAUAACUGGGCCUCUGUCAUCUUCAAUGGGAAGACAGGUCUUGUGCCUUAUAAUUUCUUGGAGCCAGUUGAAAUAACAUUAUCAUCCAAGCAAGAACUGCAGGAGGCUCCAAACAAUGACAUCCCAGCCCCACCACGGGGAAAGCCACCAAGCAGGCCUGGAAAUAGAGCAGCUUUGGAACCCUCUCCGAAAGCAAAUGCAGUGAAGACCUCAGAUGAGGAUGACAUGAUAGAAAGCCAAAUGUGUAUUCUGAAAGUGCAGUUUGGAUACACUGUAGCAAUUCACACAGCAAUGGGACUUUCAUACAGCACUGUUCUCGAUAGAAUCAGCAAGAAACUGAAUCUGCCAUUGGACACAAUAAUCCUGAGCUAUAAGAAAACUGCCAGCCAUAGAGUAAAUGUAGAUGAGCUGGAGAUGGAUAAUAUCUGGAGGAGUGCACAGAAUGGGCGUCUGACGUUGUGGUGUGAUGUCAAGGACAAAGAAAACAGGCCUUUCUUUGUGGCCCGUCACACAUAUGAGGCCACACAGCCAGAGGACUUAGAAUUCUGCCAGGGUGAUGUCAUCACAGUGCUGUCAAAAGUUAAUGAACAGUGGCUCGAAGGACAGUGCAAAGGAAAAGUUGGAAUAUUCCCAGCAUGCUUUGUGGAUCAAUCAAUGAGUCAACAGAGGAAUUAACAUUGAUUUUGUCAAAUCAACAAUUUUUUUAAAACCUCUUUGUGUUGUUGCAUUCAAGUGUGACUCAAAUCAACAUUUCAGUCACACUUGAACAUAGAUAAACAGUAUGCACAAGCACAUAUACACAUAUGCACACACACCCACACACAUACAGUAACGUCCAUAAGUAUUUGGACGGUGCACAGUUUUUGUUGUUUUGGCUCUGUACUCCAGCGUGUUGGAUUUGAAUUAAUAUAAGUUUAAACUGCAAAAUGUCAGCUUUAAUUUAAGGGUAUUCACAUCCAUAUACAACCCUUUUUACACAUAGACUUCUUAUUUCAGGUGACAAAUUAACAUAUUACAAAUUAACAUAAUCUUAAAUAAAGUUGUUGUACUUAGUACUUACUGAAAAUUCCUUGUGUUUAUAUUGUGUUUUCUCACUGGCCUGCAACUACUUCACAGUGAUGAGGGGGAAACUCACCUCAAACACAACCUUGGUUGCACUUGGUUGUAUUUCACUACAAAUCCUUUGUAGUCCAUGACCACCUGAAGUCUCCUAAAU